UUUUAUCUCCGUAAUGGCUACUAAUCGAUAUUGUGUCGAUGUAGCUAAGCGAGGUACUGCUGGCUGCAAAGAGUGCAAAGUAAAAAUUGAAAAAGGACUAGUGCGAAUAGCUAAAAUUCUUCCUAAUCCAUUCACUGAGAGCGGUGGUGACAUGAAGCAGUGGUUUCAUGUUAGAUGCAUCUUCGAGAAGCUUUCCAGAGCUAGAGCAACCACGAAAAAGAUUGAUGAUACAGAUGACAUUGAAGGUUACGAUGAGCUUGGUGAUGAACAUAAAGAAGAAAUACUCAAGUGCCUAACAGAAUUUUCCACUGGUUCAUCUGCAAAGAAAACUCCAAAGAAAACCCCAAAGAAGACAGAAAAAACAGGAUAUGAUUCAGCUACUGAUUCAAAAGAUAAUUCAUUAAGAGAGUUUCGAAAACUGUGCUCGCAACUUGAAGGAGAACCCAGUUAUACAAAGAAAACAGAAAUUAUCUCAAAUUUCUUUUCUAAAGGUUCAGAUGGCAAUGGCUUCAAGGGAAAUCUGUAUCUUUGGGUAAAAUUACUACUCCCGGCAGCUCAUAAAAGGGUUUAUAAUCUUCAGAGUAAACAGCUGGUUAAAUUAUUUAGUGAGAUAUUUCAAACACCACAAGAAGAAAUGCUUGAAGAUUUAGAAAAUGGUGAUGUUGCUGAAACAAUUCAUAAGUAUUUUGAAGAAUCUGAAUCUUUCCCACCGGUGAAGAAGAGCACUCUUUCGCUUUUUGAAGUUGAUGCAUUUUUAGAUAAGUUGACAAAAGUAAGUCGUGAAAGCGACCAAGCUGAAAUAUUGACUAAAGUGGCCAAAAGGUGCACAAGUAAUGAUUUGAAGAUGUUUAUUCGGUUCAUCAAGCAUGACUUGAGAAUUAACGCUGGCCCUAAACCUGUAUUAACAGCUAUUCAUCCCACUGCUUAUGAAGCUUUCCAAGCAUCCAGAGAUUUGGAAGACAUUGUCAAACGCUCCUUAGAAAACAAAGGGAAUUCAGAACUGUCUGUACAAUCAACAUUAAUGACACCAGUGUUACCUAUGCUGGCUAUGGCAUGUAAUUCUGUGGAUGAAGCAUUCAAGAGGUUUCCCAAUGGAUUUUUUGUUGAGCUUAAAUAUGAUGGGGAAAGAGUCCAGUUGCAUAAAAGAGGACAAGAGUUCAGUUAUUUUAGUCGUAGUUUGAAACCUGUUAUGCCUCAUAAGAUUUCUCAUUUCAAAAACUACAUUCCCCAAGCCUUUCCUCAUGGCAAUAAUUUAAUUUUGGACUGUGAAAUUCUGCUUGUCACCAAUGAUGGAAAACCUUUGCCUUUUGGUACUCUAGGAGCACAUAAGAAAACCGCUUUUCAAGAUGCUUCAGUUUGUUUGUUUGUCUUUGAUUGUCUUCAGUACAAUGAUGAAAAUUUGAUGAAAAAGCCUCUAGUUGAGCGCAAGAAGAUUCUUGAAAAAAAUAUGACACCAGUUAAAAACCAUAUCAUGUUUUCUGAAAUGAAAGAUGUUAAGGAAAAAGAAGAAUUGGCAGAAAUAAUUCAAUCUGUAAUUGAUCAAGGUCUGGAAGGUCUUGUAAUUAAAUGCAAACAGAGCAUAUAUGAGCCUGGUAAGCGACACUGGCUGAAAGUAAAAAAAGAUUACCUUGCUAGAGGGAAGAAGGGGAAAGGUUCGGCCAAAGAGGAGAACAGCUUGUCCAAAGAUAAUAAGAGGAAAAUGGUAGAUACGGCCGAUCUAGUGGUUUUAGGUGCAUAUUAUGGUACUGGAAAGAAAGGAGGCAUGAUGUCAAUUUUUCUCAUGGGAAGCUAUAAUCCAAAAACUGACAAGUUUUAUACUGUUACUAAAGUUCAUGGAGGGUUUUCAGACGCUGAGCUUGAUCAACUGCAGAAAUCAUUAAAAAUGAUUAAAAUUAGCAAAGACCCUUCAAAAGUUCCUUCCUGGUUAAUAGUCAACAAAUCUUUAGUUCCUGAUUUUGUGUCUGAAAAGCCAAAGGAAUCUCCUGUAUGGGAAAUCACUGGUGCUGAGUUUUCGAAAGCAGAAAUUCAUACAGCUGGAGGGAUUUCAAUUCGGUUUCCUCGCGUUACUCGUGUGAGGGAUGACAAAACAUGGAAAGAAGCUACUAAUGUCCAGGAACUGAAAAACUUGUAUGUGGCUUCAAAGCAAACAUCUGAAAUUGUGGGCUUAUCACCUGUCAAGAAAGUAAAGAAAGAGAACAAUAGUAGUCCCUCACCUCCAAGUGGUGAAAGAAAGAGAAGUUCAAACUCCGAGAUACAAGACGAUACUGAUUCAACUCCUGUGAAGAAAGCACGUAAAGAAACUAGUAGCAGCAACUCUUGUUCUCCAGAUCGUAAAAACAAAACUGAAUCAUCAUCAUCAUCAAGUACUGAGAAUCUCCCUAAUGUUUUUUCUGGAAUGAAACUUCAUAUUCCUUCUUCGAUAGAAAACGCCGAUGUUCUGAGAAGAUACUUUGUUGCCUUUGACGGCCAUCAUUUGAAGGAGUAUCAGAAAAGUGAUGCAAAUUAUUCCAUUAUACAAGAUAAAAAAGAAAUUUUGAAAUCUUCAACAAAACAAGUCACCGUUGACUGGCUGUGGGCUUGCAUAAAACUGCAAAGAAAAUUACCAAUCCAUUUCUUUGACGGCCAUCAUUUGAAGGAGUAUCAGAAAAGUGAUGCAAAUUAUUCCAUUAUACAAGAUAAAAAAGUAAGUACGGUAGAUUUCAUUAUUAAUUUGCGUGUUUGA
This is a messenger RNA of Uloborus diversus, 2722 nucleotides long. RefSeq names its product DNA ligase 3-like (gene DNAlig3). Gene Ontology annotation, molecular function: zinc ion binding; ATP binding; DNA ligase (ATP) activity. Bases 14 to 2722 code for a protein of 902 amino acids. NCBI's taxonomy places the organism in Eukaryota, Metazoa, Arthropoda, Arachnida, Araneae, Uloboridae. The transcript is spliced from 25 exons. The record is from RefSeq and is a predicted model, not a curated record. Gene Ontology annotation, biological process: mitochondrial DNA repair; DNA recombination; lagging strand elongation. Gene Ontology annotation, cellular component: DNA ligase III-XRCC1 complex.